Molecule: messenger RNA, 4642 nt
Organism: Stylophora pistillata
Lineage: Eukaryota; Metazoa; Cnidaria; Anthozoa; Scleractinia; Pocilloporidae
Product: protein fantom
Biological process (GO): non-motile cilium assembly
Cellular component (GO): ciliary transition zone
Source: RefSeq, a predicted model, not a curated record
CGCGAGGCUACUCUCAGGAUGAAACACCAGUAGUAACGAAGGUUUGAUGCGUUAAUUUUAUUAGACAGCUUCAAAAGAAAAUAUUUAAUGCGAAAAAAAACACAUAUUACUUUUUUGGUCUCAUCGUGAGAGUGCCAUGAGCGGAAACAUUCAAAGAAAGUGGAUCAGAGUAACGAGUUACGGGUUCUGUGGCCGUGGUGAUCAUUACCGCUGAUAAUUUUCGAUCGUGGUAUGCCAGUUGCUUCAGCCAUGGACGGACCUCCCUCGUUUUCCGUUGCUGAGGAUGGAGACGGAAGACCUUUCAGUGAGAUCUAUGCUCGCCAGUUGAUCUCCAAGAUAAGCAGAGAGGAACUUGAAGACAAGUAUUUGAGGCUUCAGGAGGACAAUCAGGAGUUAAAGAAGUAUGCAAGGAAACAAGAAGAGAAGAUCAAAAAGAUGGCAACUAAGCUGCUACGAUUGGUGCAUGAUAAGAAAAGGGAAGCCACAGAUGGAGUGUCUGCUGUAAACAACUUGGAAACAAGAGAGAAAAUAGCAGAUCUGGAAGCUAAAAUUAUAGAUUUAGAAAAGCAGAAUGUUGGAUUGAAAAAUAAGCUUAUGGUUGCCAAGCAACAACUACAGACUCAAGGGAAGCGUGCUACACCUUAUGACCAUGUAAAACCUCGUGUUCAAACAGGUGUUCAUGCCAGAACACCAUCAGGAAACCGACUGAGGAAAGACUUAAGAGUUCAAGGUCAUGAUAUGAAACCGGGAUCAAGAGUGCCACCUCCAAUGCUACCUCAACCAAGGUAUGGGCACAGUCUUCUUGAAGAAGCAAGGCUAGAAAAAAGGGAACUAGAGGAGCUUAUUACUCAGCUUCAAGAUCAAAUUCAACUACUUGAUGAAGAUGGAGCCCAGUUAAGGGAACAGUUAAGACAAAACAAACUUCACCAUGAGGAUGAAAUAAUGCAGUUGAAAGAACAACUGUCAGAUGCACAAAGGUCAAAUAUUCAAGAGAAUGUUGACUUGAUAAAACUUCAGAGGGAGAUGAAGGAAAAAGUUACAAAGUUUGAAGCUCUGCAGGCCAAGUACUUAAAUUUAGAAGAGAAUCUUGCCAAAGUAAAAGCAAGUCACACUCAGGUUCUUGAGGAUAUGGAAAAACUAAAUGAAGAACUUAAGAAGGAACAAACAAAGAAUUUUGCUUUAAAGAAUGACCUCAAGACCGGAGGAAUAGCAUCAAAGUCAUUGUCAGAGCAACUUCAAAUGAUUGGUGAUCUGAAAGCGGAUAAUGCUAUCUUGAAAGAAGCGAAUGAAAAACUGGUUAACAGUGCUUUUGAUGCUGAACGCGAAAGACAACACCGAGCUAAAUACAGGCAAAUGGAGGUGGAGAUGGAGCAGCUAAGAGCUACUUUGCAUUCAGACUUACAGGAGAAAAAUGAAAUUCUUGACAAAUUAACCAGCGAAAGAGAGUCUGCUGAAAAGUUAAACUCGGAGCUACGUGAAUUGAGGGUACAACAUUACACAUUAAAAGAACAAUACGAUGACUUGAAGGAGAAGAUGAAGUUCUUUACUAAGGAAAGUGCGGUGGAUUUUCAGGAAAUUGAAGAAGCCCUUGUGCUGAUCAAACAUAGGAAAGAACAAGGAAGCCAGGACUUGGAUUUCUUGGAAAAGGUUGAUGAUGAAAAGCAUAAAGAUAUGAAACGACAAGUACAAGAAUUUCAAGCUGCACACGCGGACACAAUUAAUGAGCUUGAGAAGACAAGAAAUAUGUUGAUUAUUCAGCACAAAAUUAACAAAGAUUAUCAGACAGAGGUGGAGCGGGUAACCAAGAAGAUGACUGAAGAUAAGAAAGAGUAUGACUUCAAGAUGCAAGAGUAUGCUCAAUUACUGGACAUAAGGGCUGAUAGAAUACGAAAACUUGAAAGUCAGAUGCGUGACGUAGCAUAUGGAACCAAACAGUACAAAGCUGCUCCUUUAGAGCAGGAUUCCGAGUUCGAAGAAAUGGAUAGUACAGUAGAGCUGGAGCGAGGACAGAACAUCUUCGAAAUUCACAUUGAUAAGGUUAUCUUGUCUCAGGAAGCCAUGAAAGAGUUUGAAGAUGACGAACCGGUGACGUUUGUGACGUACGAGUUUUUUGAACACGAGCUUCAGACGACGCCCGUUGUUAAGGGGACCAGACCCGAAUUCAAUUUUACCUCACAGUAUCUUGUGCGAGUUGACGAUUUCUUUCUGCAUUACUUACAAAAGGAAUCCACGUUGAUAGAAAUCCAUCGAGCAUUUGGAACGGACUACAAGACUGUGGCAGCUUGUCAACUGAAGUUUAGGGACCUUCUUGAAAAACCUCACGGUAGAGUUCACGGCACUGCAAAGCUAAUUGGCAACAGGCCCCCAUGCCAAGGCGUCGAGUUUGCGACCUUAGAAUACUGGGUCAGACUAAGAGUUCCCAUGGACCAAGCAAUUAGAUUGUACAGAGAACGUACCAAGGCACUGGGUUAUAUGAAUUCCGGAGCUUAUAAAGCCCUUGAAGACGCCGGUCACGUGCCGGACAAACCGCCCUCGGACGUCAAUGAACUUGACAUUCAUGUUAUCAGGUGCAGUGCAAUUCAGCCCAGGAGACCGGGGAUACAGCCCUGUCCAUACGCGGUUUACCGUUUCUUUGAUUUUGCUGAUCACGACACAGAUAUUGUGCGGAGCACCAACACACCUGAGUUCAAUGACGUUAAGACAUUUCCUGUCCCCAUGACAACUGAGCUUGACACGUACCUUAGAGCUGCGACCCUGGAGAUCUAUGUAUUUGAUGACGCAGAUCCCGAACCUACGGUGUACCUGGGACUGGCUAAAGUACCUUUGAUAACAUUAGCUAACGACAAACCAGUCAAGGGAACGUUUGAACUUAGAAGGCCCUCGGGAGAUGUAAACGGAGCGAUUGAUGUUUACCUAAAGUGGAGAUAUACGUAUCUUCCGGCCAGUGCCAAGCCCCGUGCGGCACCUCAGCGUGUGAUGCGCAUACCAGAUGAUAAUGAGCCGUUUAGCUCUGACAGUGAACCUGAAUUCAAACCUGUCGUCAAAUCACCGAAUAAGAGAGAAAAACCUCCCUCGCCGGUGGACUCGUCCACCCCGAAACAAGAACAAAGUGAAGAAAAAGUAGCCAGACGAGAGUCGGCUCAGCUGGCGCAGUUGCAACGAAAGCCGUCAGAUCAAAAAGAGAAAACUGAAACCAGAGUAGAGGAGAAGAAAAAAGAAAAGCCAGUUGAGUCCAUGUCAGUUGAUGAGUUAGUUGAGGCGACGGCACAGAAACCUCAGCCUGCCCCGCGCACCCGCAAAGUGGAGCUUGAGAAACCCGUGGAGGAGAUGUCUAUUGAUGAGAUGGCCAAGGCUGUCGAAGAAAUAAGAGAGGAGCAUGGGGACCAGGUGAAAUCAACUGGAGAAAUCAGUGAGACCUCUGAAGAUGAACAGAAUGAUGAAGCUCUUGUAGCUGAGGAAAUGAGGCGAACAACCGAAGCAGCAGCUAGCGAGGACACCAUGUUUGAGGAGCAACAUUCUGAACCUGAUUUCGAUUCGACACUCGGUGACGAGGUGGACAUACCCCUUCCCGCAGCAGAGUCCAAGGAAGAACUGGACGACGAAGCAGAGGAAAUUGAAGAGGAGAUUGAUGGGGAAGAUAAGGAGGAGGAGGAGGAGGAGGAGGAGGAUGAGGAUGAGAAAGAGGCGGGCGAGGAGGAAAGUGAGGAGGAACAGAAGAAAGGAGAUACAGUUUGGGAGAGUGCAAAUGAAACAAGUGAAAAUGAAGUGGUGGUCUCUCCGAGGCAUUCUCGAGCCAAAUCUGUGGCCAAACCUGCUUCCACGGUUGUCGUUCAAGUUACCAGUCUCACCCUGGACCCAGAGGCACCGAUCUUACAAGACCCGAACGUCAAACAACUGUUUAUAGCUUACAAGUUCCUCGACUACGAACCCGCUGAUUUGGAAACGCCAAUGUCAUUACCAAAGCCGGCACCUUAUAGACCGAUAUACUAUAACUUCACGAAAGUUUUUCACGUGGAUGCAGAAAAAAAUCAGGAAAAAAGAAAUUACUUGGCUUACAUGCUGUGCAACGAUCCUAAACUCGUUUUCACUGUGGUCAGCGACCCACCUGAGGGUGAUGACGAAGGGGACUGUGUUGACGUAGCCUAUGCGUCUGUGGAUUUUGUGCAGAUUUUAAAUGAAGGGGAUUACGUUGACAAGGAUAUAGCACUUUAUGACAUUGAAAGUGAUUCCGAGAUCGGAACACUUACUGUCUCUGUGGAAGCAUCAGAAGCUCUGCUAGAAUUGUAUCAAGAACAGUGAAUCCUCGAAAGAACCUCCAUUGAAAAUUUUGCAGCAAUUUUAUUUCACAGAGUAGUGAUUUUUACUGUAUUAGAGGAACAAUAAAUUUCUGCAAUUGAGAGAGGUUUUGAGGUAUGUCAUACAGGCACACUAAAUAACGAAGAGAAGUUGGUUAGUCUUGUAAAAAAAAAAAAAGAAAAAAAAAAGCAGCAAAGAGGCUGCAGUCUUUUUACCAGACGAGUGUAUUUAGUUUAGCAUUGUAAGUCUGUAAAAAUUGCACUCUUGUAAAUAGAUUUAAUUAGGCUGUUGAAGUUAUUUAUUGUAAAUUUCAUUUGAAAGGAAAAUAAAGCGUAGUAUAAAAAAA